Messenger RNA from Solea solea (common sole), 3668 nucleotides. RefSeq names its product glycogenin-1-like. Bases 44 to 1204 code for a protein of 386 amino acids. The record is from RefSeq and is a predicted model, not a curated record. The transcript has 7 exons. Gene Ontology annotation, molecular function: glycosyltransferase activity. NCBI's taxonomy places the organism in Eukaryota, Metazoa, Chordata, Actinopteri, Pleuronectiformes, Soleidae. Gene Ontology annotation, cellular component: cytoplasm.
GAGAGAGAGAGCCGAGAGGGGCGUGUCAGCUUUCAGUGAUCACAUGAUCCGGAAAAUGUGGGGCUUAAUUCCUGUGUUGGACUGUUCUCAGCUACUGCGUUUCUGUCCUUCGCAGUGCAAAACCUCUCUCGUCUCAUUUACGACCCCCGACCCCCGGGCAGACCCUCGUCACUGCACCAUGUCAGACCAAGCUUUCGUAACGCUGGCCACCAAUGACAGCUACGCCAAAGGAGCGAUGGUCCUCGGACAGUCGCUACGAAACCACAACACGUCCAAGAAGCUGGUUGUGCUCGUGGGACCUCACGUUGCAGAACCAUGCAGGGAAGUCCUUGGUUCCAUUUUUGACGAGGUGUGUCUGGUAAACAUCAUGGACUCGGACGACGAGGCUCAUCUGGCUCUGAUGAAGCGUCCGGACCUGGGAGUGACGUUCACCAAGCUGCACUGCUGGACGCUCACACAGUACAGCAAGUGCGUGUUCAUGGACGCAGACACAGUGGUGCUGUCGAAUAUAGAUGAACUCUUUGAGAGGGAGGAGCUCUCUGCAGCACCAGACCCCGGUUGGCCAGACUGUUUCAACUCGGGGGUUUUCGUCUUCACGCCGUCAAAUGAGACUCACGAGAAGCUGCUGGCGUUCUGUGAGGAAAACGGCAGCUUUGAUGGUGGAGAUCAGGGGGUUCUAAACAGCUUCUUUAACACCUGGGCAACGGCAGAUAUUACUAAACACCUUCCUUUCAUCUACAACCUCAGCAGUAUCGCCAUCUACUCCUACCUGCCAGCUUUCAAACAGUACGGCCGCAAUGCGAAGGUGGUGCACUUCCUGGGCAAAUUGAAGCCGUGGAACUACUCCUAUGACGCCGAGAAGGGCGAGGUCAAAGGUCACGCCCUGUCGCCCGACUCGAGUCACCUACACCCGGACUACCUUGUCAUGUGGUGGCAGGUGUACACCAAGUCUGUGGUGCCGCUGCUGCAGAAGGCUCACGGGGAAACACCCUUCAGUGGCGACUUUGAAGAGGAGAGCCACAAGGGUUACCUUCAGGAGGAGGUGAGAGAAGAGUCACAGCCCGCUGCUCCUCCUCCUCCCCCUCCUCCGCGUCAGCUUUCGUCCGAGGAGAGGAAGCAGCGAUGGGAAGACGGCCAGAUCGACUACAUGGGCGAUGACGCCUUCGCCCACAUCGAGAAAAAGCUCAACACCUUUUUAAAGUAGCAGACGGGCGAGUGGGCGCGACGGUCAGAGAGAGAGAGGCUCUGUGUGGGUCGGGGGCUUCACCACACCGCGGCUCAGCCAGUCACUGGUGCUUGUUUAGCAGGUGACUGAGUGAAGUUUCAGCCUGCAUCCUGUCAGUGUGUAUGAAUGACUGAGAGUAAAAUUUAAAACACAGUUCUCACGCUCUCACCAUUCACUGUAUUUCUCUUUAAAAAGGAAAAAAGUCUGACAUGUUAGGAAUAUUUGCUAAUUUGAGUCAAAUUUAGAGAACACAUAUACAGUAUAUAUAUAUAAAUAGAUAUUUAAAUAAAGAAGCCACUCAUGGGUCCGUAUGAUAAAUUUGAAGCUCGUGUAGGAUUAAGACGGGAAACACGGGCAGGCGACUUGUCCCAUUAGUGACCUCAGCACUGUGGUUGGAAAUCAAAGCUAUUUUUACAACAUUAUCUCUCUCGGUCUGUUAAACAUGGACGUUUUAUAAUCUCACAAAUGUUUGUCUGGUCAGAGCUAAAUCAAUAGUAUUUCCACUGACCUCACACCUCGCGCUCUGCACUCUCUCUCGCUGCUCAGCUGUCGGCUAUGAUUGACAGAGGCUGCAACUAGAGCUUGGGCUGUUUUUAAAAUAUUCCCAUUCAACGGUUAGCUUUUUGAUCCGAGUUAACGUUCUAUAAUUCUGGGUGGACGCACACGUUUGUGAGAGUUUACGCAAAUACUUUUGCAGAUGCACUUCAGUAAUGGCAACAAAAUCCACCUGCCAGCUCCUCAAAACAAACACUGAAGUGUAUCAAUGACAUUAUGUGUGGUCAUGUGGCCACUCAUGAGGUCAUUAACAUUGGUGCCUCACUUCACGGUCUGUGGUUCAAGUCCUGGAUUGACUGGGGCCUUUGUGUGUGUGUGUGUGGAGUUUGCAUGUUAUCUGUGUGUUUCCACCUUUCUCUCAAAGUCCAAACACAAGCAUAUUGCAGUGAGAUUACUGGAGACACCAAGUAUCCCAUACGUGUGAAUAGGGCUGGGUAUUGAUUCAAUAUUUGCAAUUAGGUGUCGAUAUGGAUACCAGGACUUUGUGAGAUCACGGACACUGAUAAGUUUGACUUAGGUACUGAAAUUAGAUACGAAUGACAACGCAGUUUUAAUAUUAGGUGCUACACGGCAUGGUUGAUACCACAAAAGUAUUGAAGCUCGACUCCCAGCCCAAAGUUUGGUCCAUACAACAAAAAGUAUUGGUUUGUGACCCGGCCCUAGGUGAGAACAUGAAUGGUUGGAAGAGCACAGGUGUGAGUCAUCAAGUGAAUAACAGCAGAGUUUCAGGUCUUGCAUCACUGUCGCUCUGUCCUAAGUUCCCUGAACUAAACAGAGCCAUAAUUAAUCUUAUUACUAACACCUGUGCUUUUCCUGUGGUGAUGAAGCAGCCAUUUAGAUUAUAUGAGCGAUAGCUUUUUUAAAAGAUGCUGGUUGGCAGAUUUUGUAACCAUUACUAGAGCCGCAGCUGUUUCCCCGGUCUCUGGUGGUGGCAACGUCAUAGAUUAUCCUCUCUCUUUCUUGAACACAAAGGGAAUUUGCAAACUUCCUCAAAUGUCUAACUAUUCCUUUUUUAAAGUGUCUGAUGGGUAUGGAUUCAUAAUCCCGAGUCUUCCUAAUCUGUAGAAAAUGUUAACAGCUAUGGAAACUGUUAGUGGGCAAAGUGAAUGGCUGAAAGUUUGAAAGUUGUUUCUGGAUCUAACCACAAUUCUUAUCCUACUAAACCACUUUCAAGUGAAAUAUGCAGCUUAAAACCACUCACUCCCUUCUCUCAGUCUAUGCUAUUCUCCUCAGCCAGUUGGAGACAAUCUUGCUUUAACCGGACAGCGUUGACCUCAGCAGAGUUCUUAGAUAAACAUCAUUAUCUGUGCCUCUGACACUCACCAGCUCCCUGUGACGUCAGCUGUGUGAUAUCUGGUGUUGUAGUAGUAGAGCUACGCUAUGCCUUUGUUACAACAUGGUCAGUAAUGAAGUUUUUUUCCCCCACCUACAUCCUGUAGUACUGUAUUCACGUGUUUGUUGUGUGUGCUUGUGAGGGAAAACAUACGCACUUCAUCUGCACCCUGAAUGUUACAUCCCUUGUGUAUAUCUAUGCCACACUUCUCUAUCACUUCCUAUCUGUAGUUUAAGCAGCGGCUUUGCCAUGCACUGUUUAAAACACCACCUCAUUUACUGUAACUGCUGCAAGGAGCACAAAAUUAAUGUUGAGCCCCUCCUUUCCUGUUACCUCACUCCAGCAUGUGUGCUCUUUAACUUCUGGCAAUAUGAAAACACAAUCCUUUACUCCCAUGAAACACUUCCCUGUAAGCUUCCAACAAGUUCAUAUGUGAUAUAUUUAUCUUGAUUGCUAAAUCCUGCAGCACACUGGUGCAAGUGUCCCAUAGCUGUUAAACAUGCAUCCUUGUCAAAGUGCUAAUAAAGAACUGGUGGUUCAAAAACACCUCAUCCA